Canis lupus familiaris (dog) is the source of this 1554-nucleotide messenger RNA. Its product is annotated as histidine--tRNA ligase, cytoplasmic-like. The record is from RefSeq and is a predicted model, not a curated record. Gene Ontology annotation, cellular component: mitochondrion. NCBI's taxonomy places the organism in Eukaryota, Metazoa, Chordata, Mammalia, Carnivora, Canidae. Gene Ontology annotation, biological process: mitochondrial translation; tRNA aminoacylation for protein translation. Gene Ontology annotation, molecular function: ATP binding; aminoacyl-tRNA ligase activity; identical protein binding.
AGACAGCCCUCAGCGCCAGUUGGCCGCAAUAUGGCAGAACAUGCAGCAUUGGAGGAGCUAGUGCGACUUCAGGGAGAGCGCGUGCGGGGCCUCAAGCAGCAGAAGGCCAGCGCUGAGCAGAUCGAGGAGGAGGUGGCAAAACUACUGAAAUUGAAGGCACAGCUGGGCCCUGAUGAAGGGAAACAGAAGUUUGUGCUCGACCCCAAGGGUACAAGAGCCUACAGUCCCCGGCAGAUGGCCGUUGGAGAGAAGGUGUUUGAUGUCAUCAUCAGCUGCUUCAAGCGUCAUGGUACAGAAGUAAUUGAUACACCUGUGUCCGAACUAAAGGAAACACUGACUGGAAAGUAUGGAGAAGACUCCAAGCUUAUCUAUGAUCUGAAGGACCAGGGUGGAGAGCUAUUGUCCCUUCGCUAUGACCUCACUGUUCCUUUUGCUCGAUAUUUGGCAAUGAAUGAACUGACCAACAUUAAACGCUACCACAUAGCCAAAGUGUGGCGCGAUAACCCAGCCGUGACCCGAGGCCGGUAUCGGGAAUUCUAUCAAUGUGUCUUUGACAUUGCCGGACAAUUUGACCCCAUGAUCCCUGAUGCAGAGUGCCUGGAGAUCAUGUGUGAGAUCCUGAGAUCCCUUCAGAUAGGCGACUUCCUGGUCAAGGUAAAUGAUAGGCGCAUCCUAGAUGGGAUGUUUGCCAUCUGUGGUGCUCCUGAUAGCAAGUUCCGUGCCAUCUGCUCCUCAGGGAACAAGUUGGACAAGGUGUCCUGGGAGGAAGUAAAGAAUGAGAUGGUGGGAGAGAAGGGCCUCGCACCCGAGGUAGCUGACCACAUUGGGGACUACGUCCAGCAGCAUGGUGGGAUAUCCCUAGUGGAACAGCUGCUCCAGGAUCCUGAACUGUCCCAAAACAAACAGGCCUUGGAGGGCCUGGGAGACCUAAAACUACUGUUUGAAUACCUGACCCUGUUUGGCAUUGCUGACAAGAUCACCUUCGACCUAAGCCUCGCUCGAGGGCUAGACUACUAUACUGGGGUGAUCUAUGAGGCGGUGCUGCUACAAACCCCAGUGCAGGCAGGGGAAGAGCCCCUGGGUGUGGGCAGUGUGGCUGCUGGAGGACGCUAUGAUGGGCUGGUGGGCAUGUUCGACCCUAAAGGACGCAAGGUGCCAUGCAUGGGGCUUAGCAUUGGGGUGGAGCGGAUCUUUUCCAUUGUGGAGCAGAGGCUAGAGGCUACGGAGGAGAAAGUAUGGACCACAGAGACACAAGUGCUUGUGGCAUCUGCACAGAAAAAGCUGCUGGAGGAGAGACUAAAGCUUGUCUCAGAGCUCUGGCAGUUGGGAAAAGAAGAUGGAUGUGGAGUAGAGCAAGCAAAGACAAGCCGGAUAAAAGAGAAGGUGGUGCCUUCUACCGUCGAACUAAAUAUGCAUGUGGUCCAGGAGUCAGGGAAGCUGAUCCCGCAGGAGCAUCUGGCAGGGGCCCAGCUGCUGCCUCGGGCCCUCAAGGUGGGCGGUGGAAAGUUAGAUUUGGAUGAAGUUAAUGGCUACUCUCUGAAGGUUGGGAUGUGA